AUGAUUGGCUGCCCUGUUAGGGCUCGGGCGUCUCGAGGUCAUGGUUCUACCUACCAGUCGACAGGUGUAUCAGGUGGACAGGUGGACAGGUGGUCGACUUGCGAUGGCUCGAUUGAACAAGGGGUUCUUGACAGGCUGGUUUCCAAUUUACAUCACAGGCGGCACAAAUCAACCUCUUGGCCCCGCGGCAUUGCUCACAGUAUUCCUCCGUACAUCGAUCUAACCUUACAAGCGCCCCAAAGUCCUUGGUCGUCGCGCCUCUUCCGCAAAAACUUCGCUCCUUGUGUUCGACGAAUAAUUCAACUGUGGCUUGGCUUGGGAAUCGAGUAG
Molecule: messenger RNA, 330 nt
Organism: Pochonia chlamydosporia 170
Lineage: Eukaryota; Fungi; Ascomycota; Sordariomycetes; Hypocreales; Clavicipitaceae
Exons: 1
Coding region: 1-330 (109 amino acids)
Source: RefSeq, a predicted model, not a curated record